This is a messenger RNA of Paralichthys olivaceus (Japanese flounder), 4016 nucleotides long. RefSeq names its product glyceronephosphate O-acyltransferase (gene gnpat). Lineage: Eukaryota; Metazoa; Chordata; Actinopteri; Pleuronectiformes; Paralichthyidae. Gene Ontology annotation, cellular component: peroxisomal membrane; mitochondrial membrane. Gene Ontology annotation, biological process: ether lipid biosynthetic process; phospholipid biosynthetic process; triglyceride biosynthetic process. Gene Ontology annotation, molecular function: glycerone-phosphate O-acyltransferase activity; glycerol-3-phosphate O-acyltransferase activity. The record is from RefSeq and is a predicted model, not a curated record.
UUUUUAAAAAUAUAUAUAUAGAAGCCGGGACUGUUCACACGUUCGAGCCCGCAGAACGUCGCCGGACACGAGAAAGAGGAAUGAAACAUGGCGUCCAAAUCCGGUUAUUCGCACAGAGACCCCAUGCUGAAGAAAAGAGAUGAAUUCGAGGACAUCCUGGAGGAGAGGAGGAACUCCAGUGACCUGAGAUACGCUCUGAGGUGUUACACCCCGGUUCUCUACAAAGGACUCUCUCCCUGCUCAGCUGCUGCACUGAAGAACAUGGUGCUCCGGUCCGAUCAGCUGCGCUUUGUCAUCGGCCAGGUUUGCCACGAGUCAGGCAGAGCUGUUGAUGACAUCCAGGAGGAGGCGUCGGCCAUCUUGGAGGAGAUGGCUCAGAGCCUGCAGCUCAGCACCGUUCGCUUCUUCGCCUUCACACUCAGCAAAGUCUUUAAAACCUUGUUCAGGAGCAUCUGUGUCAACGAAGAUGGAAUCCAGAGGCUCCAACAGGCCAUUCAGGAGCACCCGGUCGUCCUGCUACCCAGUCACCGUAGCUACAUGGACUUCCUGCUGAUGUCAUACAUCCUGUACACCUAUGACGUGGCUCUACCUGUCAUCGCUGCUGGCAUGGAUUUCAUGGGAAUGAAGUUUAUCGGGGAGAUGCUGCGGAUGUCUGGAGCCUUCUUCAUCCGACGGUCCUUCGGUGGCGACAAGCUGUACUGGGCCAUCUUCUCGGAAUAUGUCAAGACCAUGCUCAAGAGUGGAUUUGCACCAGUUGAAUUUUUCCUGGAAGGAACCAGAAGUCGAACGAGCAAAUCUUUGACUCCAAAGUUAGGUCUGAUGAACAUAGUGAUGGAUCCGUUCUUUAAAGGGGAAGUGUAUGAUGUCAGCUUAGUUCCAGUCAGUAUCAGCUAUGAGAGGAUCUUAGAGGAGUCGCUCUAUGCCAGAGAGCUGCUGGGUGUUCCCAAACCUAAAGAGUCCACUUCAGGUCUGAUUAAAGCCAGGAAGGUGCUCAGUGAAGACUACGGCAGUAUCCAUGUGUACUUUGGUCAACCUGUGUCGGUCAGAAGUUUAUCCCAGGGCAAAAUGGACCGCAGCCAGUUCAACCUCAUACCGAGACACAUCCCCAAGAGGCCCAGUGACGAGAUCUCCAACUUGGUGAACGACUCGGCCUACAGUCUGGUUCGGGCUCAGGAGGAGAACAUGGUCCUGAAGCCGUGGGUCCUUCUGGCCUCCCUGCUGCUCCAGAGCCACCAUCAGAACCAGGCGACGGGGCAGAAACAGGGCACGGCACUGGACGAGCUGACUGAACAAGCCGUGUGGCUCAGGGAUCUUUCACGACAGUAUGGAGCCUUCCUCCACUGGCCUGACCACGUGCCUCCAUCAGAAGUCGUCUCCUCAAGUCUCUCCUUGCAUCGAGCGCUGGUGAAAAUCUCUGAGGGAAGAGUUCAGCUGGCGUUGGAACAAGAAGGACAAUCAGGCCCAGGGGAGCCUCACAGAGCCGCAACCCCAGAAGAGGAGCUCUUGAGCCAGGCAGUCACCGUACUCUCCUGCGCCUCCUACAGGAACCAGGCUCUGCACGUCUUUCUCCGACCGGCACUGCUCGCCUCGGCUGUCCACGCUGCCUCAUCCAACAACAAACAGGAGGUUUUCAACAGCUUCAGCUUCCUCAGAAACAUGUUCUCCAACGAGUUCAUCCUCUGCCCUGGAGCUACAGUGCAGGACUUUGAGGACGCCUGUUACCUUCUGGUGAAGACUGGAGCUCUGCAGGUUUCCCAGCAGGAGGUUCUGGUGACAGAGAGAGGACACAGAACGCUGGCCUUCCUCACCAGCAUGCUCGACCCCUUCUUACAGGGAUACCAGGUGGUGUGUAGGUUCCUGUGUGAAGAGGCCACAGAGACUCUGACAGAGAAACAGUUUGUUCCUGCCGUCAGAAAGUUCAUCCUCAAACAUCUUCUUGCAGGGAGACUAAGAUACCCUGAGGUGUUGUCCUCUGACCUCCAGAAGAACUCUCUGGCAGCUUUGCUAAGACUCGGAGCUGUACGGAAAAUCAAAGGAGCGGAGCCGGGAGCUCUAAAGGUCAACGCGGUGAUGGUGAACUCAUUGGAAGACACUCUAGGAGGGAAACUUCCGACUCAGAAAGCCGUCGCCGCUCGCCUUUGAUUCAGCGACCUCAUUAGCCAAAGGAGAUUCAGAAGGUCACGUCCUCUCACCCUGCACCGACGCCUCGGCCCCGUCUGCAUCGUCACCGCACGAGUCGACGCGGCUCCUCAGAAAGUCCAACCCAACCGCUCGCUAUGAAAGGUGGAACAAAAGCCAUGGGGAGACGACUCAACCCCUUUUUAUUUUUCCUUUUCUUUAAUUUCUCAACAUCUUCUCCUCACCUCUCCUUUUUUCUUUUUUUUUUUCUCCCUCUCUCUUCUUUUGAAAAUAUUUUUAUACGCGUACAUAAAACCAGACGAUGAGUCAGGCCUUUGAGGGUUCAUUGCUUUUGGCUCAUUGUGAAUAACUAAGCAGCCUUGUGAAAAGCUUCUGAAUGUGCCGGGCUCGUCUCAGGAUCGUGGCCGGUUUCCAUUAACGCAUCGGAUACGCAUCCUUGUGAUAAUCAGAGUGGCUUUUCUCCUCUGUGGUGUUCUCCGUCCUCUCUCUCCGCUGCAGCUCGUCUGUUUGUUAAUCACCGUCUCUCUUUAUUUUGAGCACUUUAACGAUUUAAUUCAUGCGAUGUGGUGUGGGGCUUUUAUACUAAAUGUCUUUCGCUACUCUUUUCUUCUUUUCCCCUCAUUUUUUGGCGUGUGUGUGACACAAAAGGUGCUAAAAUGGAUGAAUACCAACAUUUUAAUUCAAGUUAUAUAUUGGAGUUGUACAAACUAAAGGCUGUUUGGUUGUUGCAGGCCUUUUGCCAACAGCUGCAUAGGGAGGCAGUAAAUCCGUGUUUGUUACGCUGCAGAGUCUCAUGUUACAUAUUGUUGCCAAACUUUAAUUUAUACUGAAGCACUACCAGCUACACCAAAGGAAUAUGUUUUCGUUAGAUAUGAUAUUUUGGUUUUCUUUAUCUGUUUUCACAUGUCUUUACUGAACCUGUGUACUGAGGGGUUUUUUUUUUCUUUAAAGCCACAAUAAGUUUAGAAGUUGGUUGAUAUUGAACCUUUAUUUAUACUCGCAGAAACUCUCCGGGCUUCAUAUAAGUUUGUUUACGAGGGAGGGAAGAUGAGACAAAAUAAAUGAAAGCAGGCGCGGUGGCUGUGACACCGACACUCAGAGGAACAAAGCUCAUAAAAGCAGAAGAACAACACGUCAGGACUUUAUGUACAAGGAGUUUGACAAGUACUGGGCCAGUGGGUGGUUCUUGUUUUAAGCCUCAGGAUUAACUGAUGUUCAGAAGUGUGUAGUUUUAUAGCAAAUGUUUCCAAAUUAAAACGAGAGACGUUUAAAAUUCCUUAUAUUUGAAGCUAUUUAUUCGGUGGCUGUGACCAGCAGCGCAAUUCUAUGAAAUCCCGUCAGCAGUAGAUUGAGUUUGAGCUCUUGGUCAUGGAGGAAAUGAUAUGAGGACCUGCCACCAACUCCAGAAAACAGAUGCACUCGCACCUGAGCUUUUUUGAAACGAGCCAACUUUGCCAAUAAGGACUCGAGUGUCAAAUCAUAAAUUACAAAUCUUUUAUAAAGCGCUACCUCCGUCUCCUUUGUCGCCAAAAUUUGCUCGACGCUCGUGUGUUUUGCGACUGAAGCGCUGAGGUUCACUGGGUCAGAGCAGCCUAGUGUUGAAAUGAAUCAACGUUAAUCUGCCUGUUAACACAUCAUCCAAAGUGUGACUCGAUUCUUUAAACUGUGAUAGUGGUUCAAAUUGGUUUUCAAACAGCUUUUAUAUGAUGCCUAUGACUCCUUUGUGUCUUUGUACGUGUGUGUGUGUGUGUGUGUGUGUGCUUUCAUGCAUGUAACCAUGUUAACGUGUGGGUGUGUGUGUGUGUGUGUUUGGUGAAGCCUUUCAGUACUGAACGUACAGCCUGAUGCAUUAAAGAGCAAAUUAAUAAAAGGUUUUG